GUUAUGAGUUCUCUGUCAUUCCCCUGUCUGACCGCAUUUAAGAAGGCAGGCAACCAGACAGCCUCAUUACUAUGGCUGCUGUGUCUGUUGAUCCCCAGAGGCCACUCCCAGUCCUCCUGGUCUCUGUUAGCCUGGGCAUCUAUGAGGAUGAACAUCAUAGAGUGUGGAUAGCUGUAAACGUGGAAACUUCUCAUUCAUCACAUGGCAACAGGAUUGAAACAUGUGUAACUGUGCACUUGCAGCAUAUGACCACACUCCCCCAGGAGCCUACUCCCCAGCAGCCCAUUAAUAACAACUCUCUCCCCACGAUGUGGAGAUUAGAGUCCAGGAACACAUACACGGGAACAGAUGGGACAUACUGGAGAUUACUGGAUCAUUCCCAGAUGGGCGACACAGUGCAACUGACCCUGGACAUAAUAAUAGGCGAGGAUGACUGAAUGAUGGGAGCUGCUGGGAAGGUUUGUCAGGGUCUUGAUAGCCUGGCUGGCUCCUGCCCCUGUGCCCUCGGGGUAGACUUUGCACCCAACCCUCUGCUUGUUCCUCAAGUUUCUAGUUCUACCACACCUCCUGCCAUGACUAGACCUGCUUUUUAGAUUAUCUACUUUCUGUGAGCCUUGCCUAUCUCUGUCCUGACCAUUCUCCCUAGCUGGAGACAAACUGCAUCUUCUCUUGCUCACUUUGUGCCUCUGACACUGACCUUAUAGAUGGCUUUUCUUAAGACCCCUCCUCCAUUCAAACUCCUCCACCUGGGCUUCUAGUGCCUUGUGUGGCAGGAGAUUUGUCCCCAUUUACCUUAGGAUGUAUACAGGUGCCUCUGGAGGAGGUACAGAUAGGGACUCUAUGCCCUGUGGGCCUCUGAGCCAUCACUGGCAAGAAGUUCGACUGGUGCUGGGUAGAGGACACUACGUGCUCAGUAGCUUGAAGGCACAGUGGGAGACUUACAGAGAAUAUCUGGAGUACUUGUCCAGGUGCUCAGUUCCUUGGCUCCAGGAAGUGAAUCUGACCCUAGGCCCCUCCCAACCCCAACUUGUUUUUAACUAAUUAAACUUUACUGUUUUUACUUAA
Mus musculus (house mouse) is the source of this 1065-nucleotide messenger RNA. It is a transcript of the gene Tcl1b5, whose product is annotated as T cell leukemia/lymphoma 1B, 5. The record is from RefSeq and is marked validated. Bases 72 to 437 code for a protein of 121 amino acids. Gene Ontology annotation, molecular function: protein serine/threonine kinase activator activity. The transcript is spliced from 4 exons. NCBI's taxonomy places the organism in Eukaryota, Metazoa, Chordata, Mammalia, Rodentia, Muridae.